CUAAGACCGGUGUCGAGACGACGGUGUUUCGUUUCUAGGAAACAUACAAUUAUUGUUCUGCAUAAUAUUAUACAGAUAACAGAUAACAGAUACCAUCACCUAGUGCUGAAUGUAACCUUAAUAAUAUAAUACGCGUUAUAAGUCGUAAUACAUUUUCCUGUCUAUUAUAUGUAGCUAUUACUGUAUAUAAUUUUAAGUCGUCAGUUGGAAAAUGUCGGACGGAGACGUGGAUACGAGCACUACCGCCGAUUCGUCGUUCGAGUCAAGUAUGGUAAGCAAACCUCCGACUUCGGCAUUAUCAUCGGACUUGUCAUCUACUUUACAACCGUCGUCUAGCGCAUUGAUGUUUAAUUUCCUCAACUACGAUCCGUAUUGCGACCGUAACAGUUCCAACGUCACAUCAUAUUCGUCGUUCACUUACUUCGUUUGCCGUUCCCUCGGGCUCGGAUCCUUAUGCAUGCCAUACUCGUUUAAGCAGGUGGGCGUGGUCACUGGCUUGUUGUUGAGCUUUAUCGCUGGAUUUACGUUUACAUACUCAUUUACCCUUUUGUGCCGUUUUAGGUAUAAAAUAUGUCAAAUACACAGAGUGCCAACAGUGUCCUAUCAAAACAUGAUCGAGUACGGUUUGGAGCAUGGCCCUAAAGCAAUUAGAUGUCUUUCAAUGUUUUUCAGGUUUACGUUUAUCGCCAUGAACUUGAUGUUGAAUUUCGGAAAGAGUUGUCUGUACACGAAAUUCGCAUCGCUGGCAAUUCAAGAGUUGUUUACCGAGAUAGGAUUUGACGUGAAUAUUUUGGAUGUUUCCCUGAGCUAUGAAGUCGUGUGCUUGUCGUUCUUGCUGUUACCAUAUACCGAGCAUAUGAAACCGGUAUACGUCCUCAGCCGUAUUGUUUGUACUGUUUCGUUGUGCAUCACCUUCUACAUUAUAUUCAAAUCGAACAUACAUAUUGACAGCCAGAUGUUGAUGUGUGGCAAUUGGACGGACGUUUUUCAAUUCUUUGGAACAUUUUUGUUCUCUAUCAUACCUGUAGUUCAGGUGCUUAAAAUUGAAGACAGAUUGAUCAAACCCGAGAAUUUCGUCAGGCCAUUUAACCUUUUGAACCUGUCAAUGGCUGUAAUGAUAAACACGUACAUUGUAAUUGGCCUGUGUGCGUAUUUGGAUCAUGAAGAAGUACCUAUAGUUAUUGGAAAUUCAGUAUCUGUAUUCAAAAUCAUUCCAGCGAUCAGGUCCCGAACUAUCAUCAAGUCAUGUGUCGCUGCGAAUAUCAUAUUUUUUCACAGAGAAUUGUGCUUAGAAUCGGUGUUUUUGUGGUCGCCUUCGAUGAGUGUGACGAAAAUUAAAAGUGAUAAAAAAAUGCCGUUUACCACAUAUUUGUCACCGCCUUUUUUGGCGGGACUGUUGGCGGUCUCCAAAAUCUUGUACACGUUCUGUUCGUUUUUGGUUACCACCGCAGUGCCGUCGCCGGCGACUAGAAGCUUCCAAGCGAUAAUGGCUCUCAUCGGCUACCUGGGUAACGCGUGCAACAUGCUGGUCUACCCGUACGCCGUCGAGCUGUGCGUGACGUACGCUCUGCACGGUAUGUCGGCCAGACCGUACGUGAUCGCCAAGGACAUGUGUUUCGUCCUUAUCGGUUUGUUGGUGUUCGCGUGCGGUACUUACGCAGUCACAGCUCGUUUAAUCGGAGACGCUGACUGAAGACGGAUGAAAUUGACACCUAUAUUAUUCAUAACUCCUCGUGUAUUGUAUAUAUUUAUUUUUUCGUUACAGAUUUUUUUUUAUUAUGGCGAUAAAAAAAUAAAAUAAAAUAAGUUUCAAAGGUUUC
Aphis gossypii (cotton aphid) is the source of this 1820-nucleotide messenger RNA. Its product is annotated as proton-coupled amino acid transporter-like protein CG1139. The record is from RefSeq and is a predicted model, not a curated record. The transcript has 8 exons. Gene Ontology annotation, cellular component: vacuolar membrane. Lineage: Eukaryota; Metazoa; Arthropoda; Insecta; Hemiptera; Aphididae. Gene Ontology annotation, molecular function: amino acid transmembrane transporter activity. Gene Ontology annotation, biological process: amino acid transmembrane transport. The coding region runs from base 212 to 1693 and encodes 493 amino acids.